AUGAAAAAUAACUUACUAGAAGCUUUAAAUGAUAAAACAGUACUAUUAGAUAUUACAGAACCAAUAAAACAAGAAAUACGAACAAACACUUAUGAUGCAUUUGAAAGAAAUGGUACUAAACAUGAGGCGGCUGUUCCAAUAGGAGUAGACUAUACACUCAUUCCAAACGAAUUUCAAGAGUUUACAGCCAAAACUUAUAAUUUCGAGUUAGACAUAUUCCAAAAAAUUUCGUUAUGUGCUCUCGAGCGCGACGAAAGUGUUUUAGUUAGUGCGCACACAAGCUCGGGAAAAACUGUUGUGGCUGAAUAUGCCAUAGCAAUGUCUCUAAGAGAUAACCAAAGAGUUGUUUACACAUCACCAAUCAAAGCACUUAGUAACCAAAAAUACAGAGAGCUAUUAGAAGAAUUUACCGAUGUCGGACUAAUGACCGGUGAUGUGACGAUUAAUCCUGGUGCGUCGUGUUUAGUUAUGACGACAGAAAUAUUACGCAAUAUGCUGUAUAGAGGUAGUGAAGUCAUAAGAGAAAUACAUUGGAUUAUAUUUGAUGAAAUACACUACAUGAGAGAUCGCGAAAGAGGAGUUGUAUGGGAAGAAACAAUUAUUUUAUUACCAUCACACGUUCGUAUGAUUUUUUUGAGUGCGACGAUUCCUAACGCACUUGAAUUUGCAGAGUGGAUUUCGUAUAUACAAAAGCAGGUGGUGCAUGUCGUAUAUACGGAAAAACGCAUCACACCACUUGUACACUAUUUUAAAACGGAUAAACUUUACACAAUUAAAGAUUCUGAAUUCCAUAAAAAUGAGUUUUAUAAAGCUAUGAAAACGGUCAAAAAAGGUAGAAUAAAUGAGCGAAAUAUUAUUUCAGUCAUUAGAGAUGUUUCGUUGCCUGCAGUUAUAUUUUCGUUUAGGAGGAAAGAUUGCGAAUAUUUUGCUAUAAGGCUUAUUGAUGAUUAUCUUAAUGAUGAAGAAAAAGAGGCAGUAAAUACGGUGUUUAGGAAUGCGAUAGAUUCUUUACGUAAAGAAGACAGAGAACUUCCUAUUAUUAAUAACAUUUUACCUCUUCUUUUACGAGGUAUUGGUAUACAUCAUUCUGGUUUACUUCCCAUUAUUAAAGAAAUUGUUGAAAUUUUAUUUCAGGAAGGGCUUUUAAAAGUUCUUUUUGCAACAGAAACAUUUUCAAUUGGUCUUAAUAUGCCUGCUAAAUCUGUAAUUUUUACCUCGCUAAAAAAGUUUGAUGGUGUUAAAACGCGCCACCUUACCAGCGCAGAGUAUAUUCAAAUGAGCGGACGAGCGGGAAGAAGAGGGAUUGAUGAAAAGGGAAUUGUUGUUAGUCUUUUAAGUGAUGUUAUGACAUAUGCAGAGCUAAAAGAUUUAUUUUCGUGUUCUAAAGAUAAUUUAAUCAGUGCUUUUCGUUUAACUUAUAAUAUGAUUCUUAAUUUAAUGCGUGUGGAAGGUCUUGAUCCUUUGUAUCUUAUUAGUAGAUCUUUUCAUCAUUUUCAAGCCUUUAAGAAAGGUAAAGAAAAAGAAAGCGAGCUAUUUGAGAUGUAUAGUCUUAUAAAAGAUCUACCUAAAACUAAAUUAGUAGAUUUAUUAACUGAGCUGGAAAAUGAAAAAGUGGUUAGAUGUAAAAAAUUGUCUGUUCAAUUUAGACCUUUUGUUAAAAAGGGACGUGUAGUAGAUCUUUUUAUACCACGUUUUGGUGCUAGUAUUUUUAUUAAAAAUGCUAUUAUAGAUGAAAUAGAAGAUGAACAUAUUGUAUGUCUUGUAUUUACUAAAGAAUGUAUAAAAAAGAUAACAGUAGAUAUUAAUACGGUGUAUAUGGUAUAUGAUUUUAGAGCUAAAUUCAAUCCAAAAGUUUUUUAUAAAGAUUUUGAAAAAAUUACUUAUAUUGAAGAUAAUGACUUAGUUAAUGAAUUAGAAGAGAAACUUAAAAAAUCUUUUCCUAAUAUUAAUUUACAAUAUUGUAUUAUUUGUAAUAAGAUUUUUCCGGAAUGCUAUUAUUCGUGUUCUAGCUAUUUUUUAAGUGGUGAGGAGUAUAAAAUAGAUGUAGACUGUUCUUAUAUUUUUGAUAAUAAAAUAAAAAAACCGGCAAAAGAACCUUUUUACGUAGAUUUAGAUACGGUUAAUUAUAUUAAAAACGAAAUAUAUAAAGAUGCCUAUAAAAAUAAAUUCAAAGAGAUGUCUAAACUUAAAGAAAUUUAUCAUAUGGACGAAUGUAAAAAAAUGAUCAAUGUUCUUAGAGACUUGGAGUAUGCUGAUGAUACUACUGUCGCGAUUAAAGGAAGGUUGGCGUGUGAAAUAUCAUCUGGAGAUGAAUUGGUGCUAACAGAAAUGAUUUUUAACGGUGAUUUUCAGAAAUUGGAGGUAGAUGAUUUUGUUCCUUUAUUGUCCUGUAUGGUUUUUGAAGAGUGGAAUGAAGAAGAUUUUGUACUUUCGGAUGAAAAUAAGAAGUUGUAUUCGUUGAUUGAAGAUUCUGUCAGAAAAGUUUGUCGAGUUCUUCAUAAACAUGGAUUAGAAGGAACACCUAAAAAAUACCUUAGAAAGUUCUCGUAUGAAAUGAUGGAUGUUGUUAAAAUGUGGUGCCGUGGACAUACAUUUUUAGAGAUUUGUAAUAGUACAGAAGUAUUUGAAGGAAGUAUUAUUAGAACAUUUAAACGAUUAGAAGAAUUACUAAAGCAGCUUAGCAAUGCUGCACGUGUCAUUGGGAAUAAUGAAUUAGAGAAUAUGUUUAGUGAUGGUAUUGUUAAAAUCAAGAGAGAUAUUGUCUUUGCAAAUUCAUUAUAUUUAUAA
Molecule: messenger RNA, 2787 nt
Organism: Vairimorpha ceranae
Lineage: Eukaryota; Fungi; Microsporidia; Nosematidae
Product: superkiller viralicidic activity 2-like 2-like protein
Exons: 1
Coding region: 1-2787 (928 amino acids)
Biological process (GO): maturation of 5.8S rRNA; RNA catabolic process
Cellular component (GO): nucleus
Molecular function (GO): ATP binding; RNA helicase activity; RNA binding
Source: RefSeq, a predicted model, not a curated record